AUGGUUGGGGCAGCUGUAAAUACAAGAGAAGGGGCUAAAGAAACAAUUAAAGAAUUGGUUAAAGCUGGAGUUGAUGUUCUUGUUAUUGAUUCUUCUAACGGUGCAAGUAUAUAUCAAUUAGAAUUACUUUCCUGGAUUAAACAAAAUUUUCCCGAAUGGCCACAAGUAAUUGCUGGAAAUGGUUUUUUUGGAAAUAUUUUUUUUAAUUUUAUUAUUUUAAAUGAAGUUGUAACAAUGAAUCAAGCUAAAUUACUUAUUGACGGAGGGGCAGAUGCUUUACGUGUAGGAAUGGGUAGUGGAAGUAUUUGCACAACACAAGAAGUUUGUGCUGUUGGUCGUGCACAGGGUUCUGCUGUUUAUAAUGUUUCUCGAUAUGCAAGAUUAAGAGGAGUGCCAGUAAUUGCAGAUGGAGGAAUUAGAGAUAUUGGUUAUAUAACAAAAGCAAUGGCAUUAGGCGCCUCAACUGCAAUGAUGGGUGGAUUGUUGGCUGGAACAAACGAAGCUCCAGGCGAAUAUUUCUGGGGAUCAACAGGUGUGCGUCUAAAGAAAUACAGAGGAAUGGGUUCUUUGGAUGCUAUGGAGACAAAUGCUACAAGUAGCUGUUUCAAAUAUGUUCCAUAUAUUAUUCGUGGUAUCCAGCAUGGACUUCAAGAUAUUGGUGUUCGAAAUUUUGAUGAAUUAAGGUAA
Meloidogyne enterolobii is the source of this 687-nucleotide messenger RNA. Lineage: Eukaryota; Metazoa; Nematoda; Chromadorea; Rhabditida; Meloidogynidae. The record is from the annotation of a GenBank genome assembly.